CAUUCCUUGAGCACAUCAUUUACAUAAUCCACCAUGAAGGUCGUCGCUCUUGCCGCUCUUGCCUCUGCUCUGGCUCCCGCCAGUGCCUACCUGAUCACCGGCGACAGUGUCAACUGCCGCUCAGGGCCGGGCACGAGCUACGCCGUCAAGAAGACCUAUGCUAAAGGCACCGAUGUCAAGAUCACCUGUCAAACGGCGGGCACGACCGUGAGCGGCAACAGCAUCUGGGACAAGACGCAGGAUGGCUGCUAUGUCUCCGACUACUAUGUCAAAACUGGCUCCAACGGCUAUGUGACGGGCAAAUGCGGCGGCACUUCGACCUGUGCUGCGCCCAAGUCGAAUCAGGCUACUGUUGAUCUGAUUGCCGUGUCGGAGGGCUUUGUGCCCAACGUUUAUACCGAUGCCACGGGCCACCCAACAGUCGGCUACGGCCACCUCUGCUCCAACUCCAAGUGCUCGGACGUCAAGUACAAGAUCCCCCUGUCCAAGGCCGACGGCAAGAAGCUCCUGGCCGACGACAUGAAGAAAUUCGAGAAGUGCAUUACCCAAAUGUGCAAGGCCAAGCUCAACCUGAACCAGUACGGCGCCCUGAUCAGCUGGAGCUUCAACAUGGGCUGCGGCGCCGCGCAGGGCUCGCAGCUCAUCAAGCGCCUGAACGCCGGCGAGAGCCCCAACACCGUCAUCGCCCAGGAGCUCCCCAAGUGGGUCCACGACGGCAACGGCAACGUCCUCCAGGGCCUCGUCAAGCGCCGCAACAAGGAGAUUGCGCUGGCCAAGACGCCGACCGACGACAAGGCCCUCCCGCCCAAGUGCUAAUAAGCGGGUGGACUCGACUGUUCGAUGGUGGUGGUUUGUCGGCUUGUACUUCGCUUCUGGGGUUUGGUGGGAACCUGUUGGAUUGUAUAUGGUUGUAGGAUCAAGGUAACAUAGAAUAGCGGGCAGAAGGGGGCGAUGUUUUGGAUACUUGGCAGCUUACUUUCAAAGUAAAUAUUCCCUGGAAUGAAAUUGUGGGCAAGCACCGGCGGCCUGAUGAAAGCCAGGGCCGGGAAGACAUGGGACGAGCCUCAGUAGCACCCUGGUCGGCGUUGUAUGUACUCCCUUUUCCCAUCCUCGUAUAGUAGCCCACGUUCCUUCAAAUUAUAUUCGAGUCACCACCCCCAGGAUGUAGGAGCGAGUCAGCAAUCAGC
This is a messenger RNA of Chaetomium strumarium, 1187 nucleotides long. Its product is annotated as lysozyme-like domain-containing protein. The coding region runs from base 34 to 816 and encodes 260 amino acids. Gene Ontology annotation, biological process: peptidoglycan catabolic process; cell wall macromolecule catabolic process. The transcript has 3 exons. Gene Ontology annotation, molecular function: lysozyme activity. The record is from RefSeq and is a predicted model, not a curated record. Lineage: Eukaryota; Fungi; Ascomycota; Sordariomycetes; Sordariales; Chaetomiaceae.